Caenorhabditis elegans is the source of this 427-nucleotide messenger RNA. RefSeq names its product Dolichyl-diphosphooligosaccharide--protein glycosyltransferase subunit TMEM258 (gene tmem-258). Gene Ontology annotation, cellular component: membrane; oligosaccharyltransferase complex. Bases 7 to 246 code for a protein of 79 amino acids. Lineage: Eukaryota; Metazoa; Nematoda; Chromadorea; Rhabditida; Rhabditidae. The record is from RefSeq and is marked reviewed. The transcript has 2 exons.
AUCGCCAUGGAUAUUUCCAAGAUGAACAGAUACACCGCUCCAGUAAACUUCGCGAGCCUUCCACUGCUCACCACGUUUCUCUGUGGAGUUGGUCUUCUUCUGCUCGCCACGUUCACCAUGAUCCAGGUUACAUCGACGAAAUACAACCGUAACCUUCUGAAGGAACUCUUCAUCGCCGCCACAUCAUCAGUCUUCCUUGGCUUCGGAUCGGUCUUCCUUCUUCUCUGGGUUGGAAUCUACGUUUAAAGGCUUGCAUCAAUGCAAAACAUACUUGGGACAAUGUGAUAUUUAUAUAGAUCAAAACUCUUGGAUUUACCUUUAAAUUAUUAAUUAUGGUUACAGCUUUUUCAUUGUUGAAUGCCCGGGCACAUUGAAUUGCUUUUGUUUAAAAUUAUUGCCAAAAACAGUAAUAAACUAUUUAUUUGGG